AUGCGUUUUUCUUGCAUUUUUCGUAAAAAAAUUGGCACUGCGUUGUCUAUCAAUUUAUCUUCCUGCGUUUUUCUUUCAAUUUUCUCCCUGCGUUUUUCUUUUAAUUUGUUUACAGCGUUAUCUUUCAAUUUGCAUCUUGCGUUUUUCUUUCAAUUUACUUUAAGCAUUUUCUUUCAAUUUGCUUAUUACGUUUAUCUUUCAAUUGGGUUACUGUGUUUUUCUUUCAAUUUCCAUCCUGCGUUUUUAUGUCAAUUUAAUUACUGCGAUUUUCUUUCAAUUUGCGCAUUGCCCUUUUCUUUCAAUUUGCUUACUGCCGUUGUAUUAAAUUUGUUUUCUGGUUUUUCGUUCAAAUUUCUUCCUGCGUUUUUUUUCCAAUUUGUUUACUGUGUUUUUCUUUCAAUUUGCUUACUGCGUUCUUCUUUUAAUUUGCUUUCAGCGUUUUUCUUUCAAUUUCUUUCCUGCUUUACAGCGCUUUUUUUUUCAAUUUGCUACCUCCGUUUUUAUUCCGUUUGCUUCUUGCAUUUUUUCCAAUUAAUUUCCUGCGUUUUUCUUUCAAUUUGCGUCCAGCGUUUUUUUUCCAGUUUGCUUACUGCAUUUUCUUCCAAUUUGAUUACUGUGUUUUUCUUGAAUUUGCUUCCUUCGUUUUUCUUUCAAUUUCCUUCCAGCGUUUUCAUUCAGUUGGCUUCCUGCGUUUUCUUUCAAUUUCCUUCUUGCGUGUUUCUUUCAGUUUCUUUACUGCGUUUUUCUACUAAUUUGAUUACCGCUUCUGUUUUUUCAAUUUGUUUUCUGUGUUUUUCUUUCAAUUUGAUUCCUGGGUUUUCAUUUAAAUUUGUUUCUUGCGUUCCACUUUCAAUUCGCUUUCUGCUUUUUACUUUGUAUUUGCACAUUGUGUUUUCUUUCAAUUUCCUUCCUGCGUUUUUCUUUCAGUUUGCUUAUUGCGUUUUCUUUCAAUUUGAUUCACGUGUUUUUCUUUCAAUUUACUUCCUGCAUUUUUCGUUCAUUUUGCUUCCUGUGUUUUCAUCCAUUUUGCUUAAUGUGAUUUUAUUUCAAUUUGUUCCUUACGUUCUACUUUCAGUUUCCUACCUGUUUAUUUUUUUUUACGAUUUAUUUGCUUACAGCGUUAUUCUCUCAGUUGGCUUCUUGCGUUUAUCUUUCAAUUUACUUAAUGCGUUUUAUUUAAGUUUGCGUAUUGCGUUUUUCUUCCAGUUUCAAAUUGCUUCCUGCGUUUUUUCUUUCAAUUUGCUUCCAGCUUUUCCAAUUUGCUUCUUGCGUUUUUCUUUUAAUUUGAUUCCCGUGUUUUCUUUCAAUUUCUUUCCAGCAUUUCUCUUUCAAUUUGCUUACUGCAUUUUCUUUCAAUUUGCUUACAGCGUUUUCUUUCAAUUUGCAACUGUCUUUGUUUUUCAAAUUGUUUCAUGUGCUUUUCUUUCAAUUUUCUACCUGUGUUUUUCUUUGAAUUUGUUUCCAGCAUUUCUCUUUCAAUUUCCUUACAGUUUGCUCCCUGCGUUUGUCUUUCAAUUCCAUUCUUGCUUUUUUCUUUCCAUUUGUUUAUUGCGUUUUUCUUUCACUUUGCCUACUGCGUUUUUCUUUCAAUUGACUUCCAGCGUUUUCUUUCAAUGUGCUUCCUGCUUCUUAUGUCAAUUUGCUUACAGCGUUUUUCUCUCAGUUGGCUUCCUGCGUUUUUCUUUGAAAUUGCUUGAAGCGUUUUUUUCAUUUUGCUUCAUGCUUUGCUUUCAAGUUGUUUGUCGCGUUUUUUUUCAAUGUCCUUCCUACGUUUUCUUUCAAUUUCUUUCUUGCGCUUUUCUUGGAAUUUGCUUAUUGCGUUUUUCUUGGAAUUUGCUUACUGCGUUUUUUUUCAAUUUGCCUCAUUCGUUUUUCUUUCAAUUCCAUUCCUGCAUUUUUCUUUCAUUUUCCCUACUGCGUUUUUCUUUCAAUAGUCUUCCUGUGUUUUCUUUCAGUUUGCUUCAAUUUUUUUCUUUCAAUUUGCUUAUUGCCUUGUUUGCUUACUUUUUUCUUUCAGUUGACUUCCUGUGUUUUCAUUCAAAUUGUUUGAAGCGGUUUCUUUCAAUUUGCUUCAAGCUUUUUCUUUCAAGUUGUUUGCUGCGUUUUUUUUCAGUUUCCUUUCUUAAUUUAAUUUGCGUUUUUCUUUCUUUUUGCUUACUGCUUUGGUAUUUCAAUUUGCUUACUGCGUUUUUCUUUCUUUUUGCUUGCUGCUUUGGUAUUUCAAUUUGCUUACUGCGUUUUUCUUUCUUUUUGCUUACUGCUUUGCGUUUUCAUUUAAGCUGCUUCCUACGUUUUUCUUUCAAUUUGUUUCCUGCAUUUUUCUUUCAAUUUGCUUCAUGUCAUUUCUUUCAUUUUGCUUGCUGCUUUCUUCUUUCAUUUUGCUUGCUGCGUCUUUUCUCAAUUUGCUUUCAGCGUUUUUCUUUUUUCCUGCCUUAUCUUUCAAUUUGUUUCUUGCGUUUUUCUUUCAAUUUGCUUCCUGCUUUUUUCUUUGAAUUUGUUUUCAUCAUUUUUCUUUCGGUCUGCUUCCCGUGUUUUACCUCCUACUUCUCCUCCUCUUUCUUCUUCUUCUUCUUCUGCUCUUCCACCUCCUUUUCUUCUUUUACUCCUCUUUCCUCUGCUGCUGCUUCCCCUCCAUCUUCUUGUUUCACUUCUCCUGCUCUUCCUUCUCCUUCUUGUUGUUCUUCUUUUUUCUCUUUUUCUCGUUCAACUUCUUCUGCUCUUCCUUGUUGUUAUUGUUGUUGUUGUUCUUCUUCUUCUCUUCCCCCUCCCCCUUCCUAUUCUUCCACUUCUCCUCCUCUUCUUCUUCCUCCUCCUCCUUCUUCUUCUUCUUCUUCUUCUUCUUCUUCUUCUUCUUUCUUCUUCUCUUCCUCCUCGUUGUUGUUGUUGUUCUUCUUCUUCUUCUUUUACAUUUUGGGAUUCUGGAACUGUUCAGGCAUCAUUUGA
Messenger RNA from Acanthosepion pharaonis, 2943 nucleotides. Lineage: Eukaryota; Metazoa; Mollusca; Cephalopoda; Sepiida; Sepiidae. The record is from the annotation of a GenBank genome assembly.